Guillardia theta CCMP2712 is the source of this 1650-nucleotide messenger RNA. RefSeq lists its product as hypothetical. The record is from RefSeq and is a predicted model, not a curated record. NCBI's taxonomy places the organism in Eukaryota, Cryptophyceae, Pyrenomonadales, Geminigeraceae. The transcript is spliced from 10 exons. The coding region runs from base 1 to 1650 and encodes 549 amino acids.
AUGACUGAUCACUAUCUACUCCUUGUGCUCUGCCUCGCAGCCGUGUGCUCCUCCCUCCAGCAGGGCCAGGGCCAGCAGCGACAAGGAGAAAACAAAAACGUGCCAGGGUUUUCAAAUCAACAACCGCCGCCUUCAUGCAAUAACAAGGUUUGCAUCAACGCUCAUUGCUUCAUGGAAGACAACAGGCCCAUGUGUCGCUGUUGGAACAGCUCCUACGUUCCUGCUGGCCCCGACGGCUGCAUCCCCGCCAAACAAGUCGGAGCUUCGAACCAACUUGUCCAAGACAAGAACGACCAGAUGCAGGGGGCGAUGGGCGCCAUGGAGAGGGCCAAGGCCUGCACAGGGUCUACGGUGCCAUGCCCGCCAUUGCCUGAGAUCCCAAGCGACAUGCACGGGAAGUGCGUCAAGACGUUACGCGACUGCGCCAACGGAAACCAGACGGUUCUCAACAAGAUGGCGGAGAAGAGCAACAGCUGCGGUGCGGGCAGCAUGUGGUGCCCGCUGGAAGCCAUGUGCAGCAAGGGGAUCCCAUGUGCCCCUCCCAACCCUCCGUGCAACGCAACCUCUGUGCGCUGUCCGGACUGGAGCUGUGCGGCUGAUGCCGCGAGCUGCCCGAGCAGCGGCAACGGCUCUGUGACCUGCCCCGACGGCAUGACGACGGCCAGCUCCUUCAGAGCGUGCGCGGAGAAAGGGAUCUUCUGGCAGGGAUGCCCCCCGGGAUCGAAGCCUUGCUCGGCCAACCCCAACAUCUGCGUCAAGCAUCAAGAUGAGUGCGAGGCGCUCACCGGGUGUCCCGAGACGAUGAAGAGCUGCGGUCCUCAGCGCAACGCUCAGGGGGUCGCCCUGUACAACAGCUCGACCAACAGGCCCAUCAUGACCUGCGCGUCGCAGUGUCAGUCCCGGCCGCCUCAGCCUGCUCCUACCACCGCUGCUCUACGACCCGGACAGGGGUCGGAGGCGAUGGAGGUGAAGGCGGCGGACGGAGCGCCUGCGUUCGCGAUGAAGGCGCUACACUCCAACGCCUUCCGUCGCAUGGACAACCUGUCAGAAGCUGUCAACUUCACCAUCGCUCCUGUCUCCGCGUCGGCGCUGCAGGAGGGCCCUUUCGCGCUGCUCUACUCGUCCGGAAACAUCGUCAGCAGCGUCAUCACCAUCGAGCCCUCAGCGGCGCUUGUCAUCGACGGGGGCUUGACGAUCGACAUCCCCAUUGACGGGAGCAAGGAGAUGUGCAGCCAGAUCUUGCAGAACGUGCAGAUGGUGGUUGUGUCGGACCUGCUCAACUUCAACGCGACUCCGGAGGGCCUUGGGAACUGCUCGAUGGGAUCGGUAGGGAACUGCUCGUGCGCAGCGACGAUCUAUCACUUCAGCACCUACGCUGUUGCCAAUGCCUACUACACGUCCCCGACGACGGACUCGGGCACGACCAACACCAACUCACCGGGGAGCGAUACGACAACGACGACGACGACGACGACGACGACGACGACGACGAGCACUGAGGACAGCGGAUCGCUGAAGAAUGGCUCGCCUGCAACGACGAGCUUCAAGGUGAAGCGCAAGACUGGUGGCGAGGCAGAGCUGACGAAUGUGCAGGGGAUGAUGUUGCUGAGUGUUAUGAUGAGCUUGGGGGCGAUGCGUGUAUAUAAGUAA